AUGAUGCCAUCUGAAGCUUACGUGACCUGUGCUACCUCUGAUGAUUUGGUGAAAGGUGCUCUGGUAUUGUCUUAUACAAUUAAAAGAUUUGACCCCCAUAGACCUACCGUGGUUAUUGUUGGGCCACUAAUUUCACUGAAGCUUCUAAAAGAACUUGGAACACUCUUUACCUACGUUAUAAGAGUAAACUUACAAAUGACAAAGCAUAGUCAGCUGAAGAGCUUGCUGUAUGCAAAUCCAAGUCUACAGAAGCUGCUUACUAAAUAUUUUUGCUGGACUCUUACUUCAUUUUCUAAAUGUGUCUUCAUGAAUAGUUCAAUGAUGGUUUUAAACUACAUUGGUGAUGCUUUUUCAAGACCUACUUUUUCAUCUGCACCUGAAAUUUCCUGGCCUGAUUUGUUUAAUUCUGGAUUCUUUGUCUAUGAACCGUCAGUGAACAUAUUCAAUUCAAUUAUUGAUUUCAUUGGCAAAAAUUCUUCUCCAAUGGUUGAUGAUAAUAUGAUUAUGAACGAGUUCUUUGCCGACUGGCACCACCUCAAUAUCACUCACAGACUUCCAUAUGUUUACAACGUUCAAAUUGAUUCAAACCCUACAAAUUUUUCAGCCUUAAUAAGAUAUGAAAGAAAUAUAAAAGCUGUGCAAUUUGGUUCAAAUCAACACCCUUGGAAUUAUUUGGAGAAAAAUGUUGAUCAUGAUGAAACAUUGAAUAAAUACAUCAAUAUGUGGUGCAGUGCAUACAUUAAUGAAGUUCAACCAUUUGUCAGCCAUGUCUUAAACCAGGAAGCUUUCGAAAACAAAACGAAGCAGGAUGAUCAAUGUGCUGUUUCAUUUGAAGAUCAGUUAAAUAUUAGUAAGAUGAAUUGGGAACAGGGCAACAUCGAUUUCAUGGGCGCUCACAGUUUCGAUCACAUACAGAAAAGAUUGGACGAAAUGAGAUUAUCAAAUAAGAAGACUUAA
Molecule: messenger RNA, 957 nt
Organism: Helobdella robusta
Lineage: Eukaryota; Metazoa; Annelida; Clitellata; Rhynchobdellida; Glossiphoniidae
Exons: 6
Coding region: 1-957 (318 amino acids)
Cellular component (GO): cytoplasm
Molecular function (GO): glycosyltransferase activity
Source: RefSeq, a predicted model, not a curated record